CCCCAGUGUUUGCAUGAUUGUAUGGCUUUCAUACAUUCGCCGUUCCGGGUAUCGGAGUGUCCCAAACGGUUCUUGGAUGGUACCCGCGUUCCAGCAGGCUUCAGGCGGCUUCCAAGAGGAUCUCAAUAUGCAUCCCGAAGCAAUUCCAGGCUCACGGCUGUCUGGCCGAAGCAAGCGAGCUUGUCUCUGUAACCUUUCUUUACAUUCUCGCUUCGUCCUGCAGGAUGACAGUACUGAGCGCGCCCAGCGUGUUGCGCUUGUUGGCACUUGUCUACGCCGUGCCCGCAGCGAUGUCUAUCUGGGCAGGCUCCGCGAAGGACACGCCUGCCCACGCACCGGUACCAAACGCCAGCCCCAACUUCCGCACCGACGCCAGUACAAACGCCAGCGUUUUGAACAUCAAUUUUCAAAUUGAAUCGACGACUGUGCCUUCUGGCUGGCUUCCGGAUUACGGGGACGUGUAUGGUUCACGGGGUAACGGGUACACUUAUGGAUGGCUUUGUGGCAACAGUGCGGCAUACACGAUUAGCGGGGUGUAUCGCACAACAUCAGGAAGGAAUCGCGCAGUGAGUGGUUAUAAUGAUUUGCAGAGCACAUUGGUGGUUCCUGACCGCAAUUCGAAUUGUGCAGGCGAGCAAUGGAACAUCGCGGUCUAAUGGAGACUAUUUGGUUGAAGUUGUGAUACAGGAUCCCGCAUACUACAGUGACACGUACGGUUGCAGAUUGGAAGGGCAGCCGCUAGGUCUCGGGGGUGUUCCUGCCGGAGCAGGAGCAAGCAAGACUCUCGCCGUUUCUGUCAGCGAUGGGCUCUUGACAUUUAGUGGAAGUUGGGCCAAUGGGUGUUCAGUAAUCAACCGUCUCAUUAUCCAGCAGGCGGCGACACCAGCUCCGACGCCUGCACCAACGGCCUACCCCACCCCUUUCCCGACGCCCUUCCCAACGCCCGACCCGACGCCCUUCCCGACGCCGCAUCCGACGCCCUACCCGACGGCGUUCCCAACGGCGUUCCCGACGCCGUUCCCGACGCCCUUCCCGACGCCUUAUCCGACGCCAUACCCGACGCCUUUCCCAACGGCGUUCCCGACGGCGUUCCCGACGCCCUUCCCGACGCCUUACCCGACGCCCUACCCGACGCCCUUCCCGACGACUUACCCGACGGCGUUCCCGACGGCGUUCCCGACUCCCUAUCCGACUGCGUUCCCGACGCCCCACCCAACGGCGUUCCCGACGGCAUUCCCGACGGCGUUCCCGACGCCCCACCCGACGCCCGUCCCGACGCCCAGCCCGACGCUCAGCCCGACGCCCAGCCCGACGUAUCCUCCAGGUUGGCCAACACCACAUCCGACGUUCCUUUCUUCAGGUGCUCAGGCGGCUGGGGCUGGCUCAAGCGUGGCUGCCACUGGCGACCCCCACCUUCAGAAUGUGUAUGGCGAGCGGUUUGAUUUGAUGAAGCCAGGGCUGCAUAUUCUGAUAAACAUCCCUCGUGGAGAGCGCGAUGAAAAAGUAUUGCUUCGCGUGGAGGCCGAUGCGCGCCGAUUGGGUAGGCAGUGUGCGGAAAUCUAUUUCCAAGCCUUGAACGUGACCGGGUAUUGGGCAAAUGUUAAGCAAGCCGGAGGGUAUCAUUACAGCGCGUCGCUGAGUCGGGCCGAGGUUCCAGAGUGGGUUGCUUUCAAUGAUGUCGAGUUGAAGGUGGUUCGCGGGCAUACGCACAGCGGCUUGGCGUAUCUCAACGUGUUCGUGAAGCACUUAGGGCGCGCAGGGUUUCCUGUCGGAGGGCUUCUGGGAGAAGACGACCACGAGUACGUUACCACCCCUCCAGACGGAUGUGCGAAGCGUACGGAGCUCCUCGAGUCUUUUCAAUUGCAUGGGCUUGUGGGCUCUGCAUCAUCUGCUGCUUCCUUCGCUUGAUGGUGUUGCCAGUCCUCUGCUAUGAAACUGAGAGCGCGAGCGAGCUCGGCGCUAAGCCGGAGGCACACACGUGACGAUGACACUAUGUUCGCAACCUCCUCGUCGCGCUCAGUUGUGGCUCCAGUUGUGCCCCGCUUGCUGGUGGGUAGAGUAGGCGCCGCGCAGCCGAUCCGGACUGAUCAUCGCAGCUGUGGAAAAGUGUUGCAAUGUGGAUGGUGUGGGCGUUGGUUGGUGUGACCUGCUCGGCCCCCGCGCGUGCGCGCCGCUCCGUCCUGCCAUCCCCAGGGCUUCUGGGCGGCCUCCCGGGGGCUCAUUUGAGGCCUCCCGGGGCCUCCUGGGGGGCGCCUUCGGCCGGGGGGCCUGUGGGCGGCCUCCGGGGGGGUUCUCUGAGGCCUCUUGGGGCCUUCUGGGGGGCGCCUUCGGCCGUCCGCGGCGCGCGACAACCGGGCGGCGGGUGGUCUGCCCCGCUCGUCUGCCGCGCGGGUCCGCCGCGUCGCGCUGCCCGCCC
This is a messenger RNA of Prorocentrum cordatum, 2416 nucleotides long. NCBI's taxonomy places the organism in Eukaryota, Dinophyceae, Prorocentrales, Prorocentraceae. The record is from the annotation of a GenBank genome assembly.